UUCAGCUGUUGCAUUGUUCCUAUAACUCUUCGGCAGUGGGCAAGGAUUCACGCCAUUUUGACGUCGUUCUAUACACGGUGCAUCAAAUCAUGGGCUGGUCCCACCUGCUGCUCGUCGUUUUUGUACAUGCCGUCUCGGUGCUCGUGGCAGCUCCUCCAGCUGCAGGUAGUCCGUGCACGCCGAACUUCUGCUCGAAGGUGACGUGCAAGCCGGUCGAGGCCAGCCAAUGCGACGGGAAAGUGGUACCCAACGCCAGCUACUGCGGCUGCUGCGAACAAUGCGUCAUGCCUCUAUAUGAAGGUGACGGGUGCUUACCUUCAAAAAAAUUCCAUCCAAAAAAAUAUGGCGAGUGCAGGAAUGGCUUGAAGUGCAACGAAACCACCUUCAGGUGCGACAAGGUCCACGCCCGCCACUUUUGGGGCACCAAGGACAAAGCAGCCGCAGAAAUGGAUGAGGUCAUCGCCUUCCAUUAAUUUAGCUCGUUCAAGUGCAAUAACGGCGUCAUCUGGGGCAUGCGCACUUGCUUAGAAAACGUAACAACACUGGUGCUCUUGCAUGUUAAACACGUUAUACAUACAGACGCACAGGUGACACAUUUGCCAGCCUAUCCAGCAUUUUGAUCAAGUGAGACGUGCGAGAAACAAUGCAGAUUUAUGAUGGGCUGAAAGCUGUCAGAUCACUCGCCAGAAAUUGUUGCCCAUAUGUGUUAGAAGAACCGAGGUGCUUCUUCUGGCAGCCUAAAAGAAAUACAAAAUACAGGGCACAGUUUUCUUACUAAAGGCAGCAAUACAGGUAAACCGGCCAUGGUUGCUCAGUGGCUAUGGUGUUAGGCUGCUGAGCACGAGGUCGCGGGAUCGAAUCCCGGCCACGGCGGCCGCAUUUCGAUGGGGGCGAAAUGCGAAAACACCCGUGUACUUAGAUUUAGGUGAACGUUAAAGAACCCCAGGUGGUCGAAAUUUCCGGAGUCGCCCACUACGGCGUGCCUCAUAAUCAGAAAGUGGUUUUGGCACGUAAAACCCCAUAAUUAAUUCAUUAAAUACAGGUAAGAAUUAAUUAUUCUUAAUUGAUUUAUGCAGUAUGAGGCGGAGAGGGGAGGGAAGAAGUAACGUAAAUUAGGAUAAAAGAGAUGAACCUGAAGCAACAAAAUCAAUUUCGCAAUAUAAACCUAUCGUUCCACCACUGUGUGUGCAUAAGGAAACCAUUUCGAGCAGGGCUGAAGGGCAUUCAGGACUUAACAAAUAAAGCUCACUCCAUCGAAGUUCACAAACCAGC
Molecule: messenger RNA, 1272 nt
Organism: Dermacentor andersoni
Lineage: Eukaryota; Metazoa; Arthropoda; Arachnida; Ixodida; Ixodidae
Source: RefSeq, a predicted model, not a curated record